UGCAGCAGCUAAUUGCAGUCAGAAUAAACUGAUGGAUGAAUUGAGGCCAAACCUUGGUCUUCUUGGAGUCGGUCUCGUUGAGAACGAUACUUUUCAUCUUAAUCAUAAUCAAGAAAAGAGAAAGUGUAGCAGCACAAGUUCCAAUGAACAGGACUUUGGACUCUAUGGAGUUCAUCAAGGUUUAGAAGCUAGUCCACCUACACCCGCGGCUACACCCGGCAGAAACUCCGUUGGCAAUACCACGAGUGUUGGUGCUGAGGGAGCCUUUAAAAAAUUGAAACCCGAACCCUGCGCCUCCAGUCCUCACAUCGGCCACACUCCAACCACAGCCAGCUGUCCUACACCCGCUAGAAGACGACAUAGGACUACAUUUACCCAGGAGCAGCUGGCGGAAUUGGAAUCGGCAUUCGCGAAAUCCCAUUAUCCGGACAUAUACUGCAGAGAGGAAUUAGCGAGAAGCACGAAAUUGAACGAGGCCAGAAUCCAGGUAUGGUUUCAAAACAGGAGAGCAAAAUACAGAAAACAAGAGAAACAAUUGCAAAAAGCACUAGCACCAAUACCAGCAUGUCAAGGUGCGAUGAUGAGGAAUAUUUAUCCUGGAGCUGGAAGAGGAUAUCAACCUUAUGCUCAUCCGCACAACAGUAUAAAUGGCAUUAAUCGUUAUCCACAGAUGGGUGCUACUUCUUAUCCAAGUAUGCCUCAGCCUUUUUCCAUGACACAUUCGGCGUCUAAUAUGUCAGCAGUAACGGGAAUGCGACAAGAUGCUAUGGGAAUGUCUGCAGAAGAUGAAUGGUACAAUAAAAGUAUUUCAGCACUAAGAAUGAAUACAGCACAUCAUCCAAAUUUAGCCGCUCCAAUGCUUCAAUACCAAACAUAAUUCUUAUCGUUAACUUUCGACUUUAAAUAAAGAGUCUAAAUAAUAAUAUUAAAAAUAAUAUUAAUUAUAAUUAUAAUAUUGAUACUAAUGAUAAUUAAUUAAAUAAUUA
Molecule: messenger RNA, 986 nt
Organism: Chelonus insularis
Lineage: Eukaryota; Metazoa; Arthropoda; Insecta; Hymenoptera; Braconidae
Product: homeobox protein prophet of Pit-1
Exons: 6
Coding region: 32-877 (281 amino acids)
Biological process (GO): regulation of transcription by RNA polymerase II
Molecular function (GO): DNA-binding transcription factor activity, RNA polymerase II-specific; RNA polymerase II transcription regulatory region sequence-specific DNA binding
Source: RefSeq, a predicted model, not a curated record